Messenger RNA from Folsomia candida, 1490 nucleotides. RefSeq lists its product as uncharacterized. The transcript is spliced from 5 exons. Bases 124 to 1341 code for a protein of 405 amino acids. The record is from RefSeq and is a predicted model, not a curated record. NCBI's taxonomy places the organism in Eukaryota, Metazoa, Arthropoda, Collembola, Entomobryomorpha, Isotomidae.
GGCGAAGUAAGUCGGGGCAAAGUUACGUACAUAAUUCUUUCAGUCGGCCUUUAAUACGAAGCAGAAGAGGAUAAGUAUCAGUUGGUUGUUUUAUCUGACCAUAAAAAUUUCCAGACUUCUACCAUGGAUUCAAACAAGACAAAGCAAAACGACGACUUGGGUACCUGCCGCGUAAAAUUUUCCAUUAAUUUGGAAACACUAAGACCCGACAUGAAAAAUGCGACGGGGUAUGAUUCCCGAACGAAAUUUGAGAAGGAAUUUGACUUCUUUGUUCCAGAAAUUUAUAGGCCCCCCAACAAUUCCACCAUAUUUGAACCUAAUCCACAACUCAGUACAAUUCGGGAUGACUUGGAAGACUGGAUUUCUGACAGUUAUGGGACCUUCGUACCGCAAAAAUAUGGCGAAAAAUUAGCCAAUCAUGCCGCCUCUUGUAUACCUCGACUCUUUCCAAGUUAUCCCGUGGAGGGAACAGAGUUUCAGAUUUUGUGCUAUUUCUUCAUCAUCGGCUUCAUCUUGGAUGAUUAUUUCCUCGAUAACACCGGCCAUGGUGAUGACGAGGGGGCGAAGAAAGAAAACUAUUUCGAGAUGGGUAGCAACACCGUCGCGGAACUUUUUGAAACGACCGCCGGAAGCGAAGUGAUUGACACCAAAAAUCUUACUUCGAAGGCCAUGGACAUGAAAAUAUUUAAAGAGCACCCGUUCUUAGUAUCGAUUGGGAACUCGAUGAAAGAAAUUUUUAUCAUUCUUCAAACGGUUAAUGGAAACCUUACUCUGGACAAGUUGUGGUCCGGGUACAAACUCAAUCUCCUCAAAACCAUGGAGUCUGCGAGGUGGACGUUUAGAAAUGAAAAUUUAGGAAAACUGGACGCAUUCUCGGAGGACACGUGUCGCUACUUUAGGACGAAUGCGACCGGCUUCACGGAUACGAUGUGUUACAUCAGAAUGUUAGAAGGGAUCGAGUUGCCCCAAAUAAUAUCAGGACACCCCGUAUUUAUCAGAUGGCACGACAUUGGGGAAAAUCUGGCGGGGAUUUUGAAUAAUUUGCUCGGCCUGCAGAAGGACCUCUUGCUCGGGGAGGAGGAAGCAAUUUUGUUAUACAAGCUAAGAAAUGGAACCCUUCUUAGCGUAGCGGUGGACGAGGAGCUCCAACUAUUGCGGAAUUACGUGAAUGAUUACACACAACUUAGACGCCACGUUUUAACCGAGUUUGGAGAAAAAUACGGAAGGAUUUCCAAUUAUGUCGAAUUAGUGGAUAACUUCUUGCACGGAUCUAUAUACGCUUUCAGGGAUUCAGUCAAAUACGGAAUGACGGAGCAGAUUUGGGUGAAUUAUGAGGACUAGACGUCAAAUUCAGCAGAUUGUUUAUAAAUAUUAAUUCUUAAAUUUUAACAAGUACAUAUUGCAGGAUAUACACUUUCAAUUGUAGUACAUAUUCAUGUACGUGACUAACAACGCUAACUCAAUAAAGUUUGAAAUCUUUCUAAUUUUAA